AUGGCGGGUGAACAAGGAGAUCCGAAGAAUCCAAUUGAUGAAAGUGGAAAAGGUGACACCGGCGAUAACAAAGGAAAGGAUAAGGAAGUAGAGCCAUCUAACAAAGAGAAGAAAGAAGGAAAUGAGAGUGAAGUGGAGACAUCCGACGAUGAGAUGUCUUAUGAAGAAUGGAAGGCUUGGAAGAAGAAGAAGAAGGAGCAACGCAAGAAAAAGAAAUCUAGCUCCCGGAUUAUCAUUGACUCAAGUGAUGAUUCCGACACCGACUACAAGAGAAGAGCCUCACGCUCCUCCAAUAAGGGCAGCUCAUCAAAAUCAAAAGGAAAGGGAAGAAUUGAAGCUCACCAUGAUCAAAUAAAGAGAGUCAAGAUUAAUCAAGAUUUGGCCGAACUUCAAGAGCAAGCUGCAAAGAACAAUGGUUUGGCUCUCCAAGCAAAGUCAAAAGGCAAAGACAAGAUCACUCAAUCCUCAAAGAAUGAAGACUCUAGCAAUGAUGAAGAUGAUGAGCUUGAUGAUGAACAAAUGGCAUUCUUUAUCAAGAAUUUUAGAAGAGUUUUGAGAAAAGGCAACUUCUGA
Molecule: messenger RNA, 573 nt
Organism: Panicum virgatum (switchgrass)
Lineage: Eukaryota; Viridiplantae; Streptophyta; Magnoliopsida; Poales; Poaceae
Product: transcriptional regulator ATRX homolog
Exons: 2
Coding region: 1-573 (190 amino acids)
Source: RefSeq, a predicted model, not a curated record